AUGAAUUUCUACGUAGUAUUUUUCGCAUACUUAUUCGCCUUAGUUGUGAAUGUUUGUUCUUACAUAAUUCCACGAGAAACUCUUGUCUCUGAUGGAUGUGCAAGAAUUCAUAAUGAAUUUAUUGCUAAACAAAAAACCAGUUUUUGUUAUGCCGACGUCAAAGAUUGUUAUGAAGGCUUUCCGUUUAAUAAAGAUACGAUCGAUACUUUAACUGGUCUUGUCGGUGGAUUUUAUUCAUUUUUGGAUAAAGCAAAGGAACCUCCACAAACCGGCUUUGACUCUAAACCAAUGGAUUUAGUAGCUGAAUUAGAACUUCAUGCGCAUACAAUAUUUAGUUCAAAUUGUUUCACAACAUUUAUUUUCUAUACGAACGUAACAUUUUAUUCUGUUGUUGAUAAUGGAGAGCAGAAAAUUAAAAUCUUUAAUGACACUAUUGACCGAUCUAAUAUUGAUUGCGAAGUAACUCAUAUUGAUGGUCAACCAGCAUUACAAGUAAUUUCCGAAUAUGCCAAAAAUUUAGUUUAUGCAUCAAGAGAUCUUGGUGUACGAUUUAAUAUAGCUCUUGAUCUUACCUAUUUAUCAGCAUCUUUUGCCGUACGAUUUGAAAUACCACAAAAGCCAUAUAUCACUUACACACUUAAAUGUGAUAAUACUAAUGAAUUUGAUAUUAAAAGAGACUGGAAUGCUUUUAGUAAUCGUGCAUUUUUAAAUAAGUUUAAUGAUUCAAAAUCUUAUUUUGAUAAUAUUUGUAAUUCUAUAGAAGGAAGCAAACCAUCUAUAUCUCUUAGUUCUAAACUUCGAGAAAUUACAAAUGAAUUCGAUAAAACUGAUGGGAUAUUAGCUUCAGAUCUAAGUGUAACUAAAAUAAGAACUGUUGAUAAAUUUGUUGGAUUUUUUAAAGUACAAGAUUUUGGUGUUGUUAAAAUAUUCACUGAAGCUCCCCUUACAAUAAGUGUUGCCAUAAUUACGGAUGUGAUUCAUGGUUUUAAUGAUCUAGCAAAUACGGGUGUUAAAAAGAUUGUUCUUGACUUAUCUGACAACGUUGGUGGAUAUCUCGUCGUCUCCGUAUUUUUCAAUUUACUCUUAUUUCCCAGCACUUAUCCUACCUUUGACUUUGAUUUGCGAAUUACUGAACAAUUGAGACUUGCAAUUACUGAACAAUAUAAACUUGGCAUUAAAAAUAAUAUUUUCGAUAUGAAAGAAUAUAUUAAUGAAAAAUCUCAUGCUAAUUUUACAAGUGUUGAAGACAUCUUUGGUAAUAAUGUUUAUACACGUGGUGGUGUUAAGGGGAAUUAUUCUAAUAGAUAUAUUUUAAGUGACUCUGAGCUAAAUGUGAUUAGUCAGUUUAUUCAAAAUUUAACUACUCCUCUUCCUUGGAAACCUGAAGAUUACAUUAUUUUAACUAAUGGUUUAUGUGGUUCUGCAUGCGCUAAUAUAGCUGAACAUGCUGCUGAAUUUAAUAAUGUAACUACCGUUGCUGUUGGUGGAAUUGUAUCUAAUUCUUUAUUAUCUUAUUCUUCAUUUCCUGGUGGUUUUGUUUAUAAUUCAACUCAAAUAUUUGAUUCUUUAAGUCAAUUAGGUUUAUUAAAUAAUACUAUAAUGCCUAAACCUUUUCCUUUGGCUGGAAUGGAAGUCACUUUACCUAUGAAUGAAAUUUAUAGUAAAACAAAUCCUGAUGAAAUAUUAGAAUUUGGAUUUAGGCCUGCUGAUUUUAGAUUAUUUUAUGAUGAAAAAAAUAUUAGAAAUAUUUCUAUUUUAUGGUCUCAGGCUGCUGCUUUAAUUGGCUCAAUAAAAUAG
Messenger RNA from Dentiscutata erythropus, 1797 nucleotides. NCBI's taxonomy places the organism in Eukaryota, Fungi, Glomeromycota, Glomeromycetes, Diversisporales, Gigasporaceae. The record is from the annotation of a GenBank genome assembly.